Molecule: messenger RNA, 1637 nt
Organism: Bicyclus anynana (squinting bush brown)
Lineage: Eukaryota; Metazoa; Arthropoda; Insecta; Lepidoptera; Nymphalidae
Exons: 2
Coding region: 54-1382 (442 amino acids)
Source: RefSeq, a predicted model, not a curated record
UGUUUUUAUAUUUUUUUCUCAGAACACACAAAGGAUUGCUAUGGUGACAUGAAAUGGUGGGGAUGCAUUGGCAGCGGUGGCUGCACCUGCUGGUGGUGGUGCACGCUGCGUCAGCACAGCGUGCCGAGCCUACGGCGUGCCAUGAGGACGUUUGCCACUGCGACUCCUUCACCAGGCUGAUAUGCCAUUGCAAUGAACACGUCAAAGAAAUGACUCUGAGACCUGAAGGAUCGUAUCGAGUACCAGAAACGGCCACAGCUAUUAUAAUAGAAAAUUGCGAACGGGUUAUAUUUCUAACGGAAACAGCACGAAAUCUUCUUCUACUUAGAUCAGUGCAGUUGAGGAACAAUAGCAACGUGAUCAUAAGUGAACGAGCCUUGACUUGGUCGCCAUUCUCUAUUGACAACGAGAUGUAUCCAGGUCUAAGAAUAGAAAUCAGCAAUAGUACAGUUUAUGAAAUAGCCCCUCACGCAAUACAAGGACGCGUAAACGACAUAGUAAUAAGGGAUAGUAAUAUACUCAGCCUGAGGCCCUUCGCUUUUUCUAGUCUCACCGGAGUUAAGAAUAUAGAACUUACAAAUAACAUUUUUCACAAUGUUGAAAUACAAGCAUUCAAGAAGUUCACAACGUCGAAUUUCUUGCUGCGAGGCGGUACGGCCAAAAUGUUACCAAGUCGAUUUUUAUCAGAUGUAGAAGUAACUGACUUCUUUCGCAUAGAAGGUGUGACUAUUGAUCUAUUGUCUAGCUUAACGUUUCUUGUUACUUUACCAAAGAGAGUAUUGAUAGAGAAUAAUAUAAUAGAUACAUUAAACGCAGACAGUUUUCAUAUAACUUCAAGGGGUCCUGUCACAUUUAGAAACAAUACUGUUAAGACAGUAGGUAAAGGUGCAUUUCUCGGAUUCACAGUGGACAGAGAAAUAGUAGCAUCGAUGGGGCGCCAGGAGCUCUUAAUAGACAACAAUACAAUGACCACCGUAACGCCUACCUCGCUCUCGUAUAAUCAUUCAACGCUAACACUUCGCAUCGAUGGUUUAAACUUGAACUUAACUUGCACUUGUGAAUUAGCAGAAGCGUGGCGUGAAAUGCUGAAUGCGCAAGGAGGCAUAAUCAACUGCUGGUACGAGUUGGAAGGGCACUACAUGUCGAUCCCUACAUUCAUAGACAGUCGAUGUGGUGCGUUAAAACAAACUUUUUGGAUAUUUGUGGUUGUGGGUAUCGUCCUUGUUGUGGUGAUAGCUGGGAUUGUGAUAUUUUUUAUUGUAAGACGGGAGAAUGAAAAGAAGAAAAAGCUUCAAAUAGUGAUGCCUGAUGGGAAGACAUACAGAGAGACUGAAUUACACAUAGUUGUAGAACGAGCCGAGCUUCUCACUACAAAUUUAUGAUUAUUCAGUUGAAAUUGUAGAAUUACUAAAUAUAGACUUUGCGACGUGAGUAGAAUAGGCCAAAUGGUCCGGCCGUUUCGAGGAAGUUUCAGUGCAGACCAUAUCGCUACCUCAAAUUGGGAUGUGAAGAGUAAAAGUGCCAAAUAUAUUUUAAUAAAUAUUUUAGUAUUUAGAUUUUUGAAACAUGUUAGCGUUACGACGAGGUAUUCCAUUGUUAUUUUUUAAGUUAUUGAUUAAAUUAUUAUUAUAAUAAAA